GGUCAAGACUUGAGGAGCUUGACCCGCUCACGAAAGAGGACUUCGCUUGGAUGCCUCUUCCCUCAACCGGAACCUUGCCAAGGCCGGAUUGCAACGCCUUAAUGGCAAAUCUACGCUCCUAUUUGCACACUACAGUACCAGCUCCGUUGACGGACUACGGGGUAGCGGUUGUCGAUCUCCGCUCCUAUCUUGUGAAGAUUGACCGCGAGUACGCCACCCAAAGGUACGCCGAAACCGACGCACCUUUGCUCUAUAUCCGCAUUCAAAUCGGAAAGGUAACCUGUAGUGCCUUGAUUGAUUGCGGAGCGUCUCGCAACUUUAUGAGCCAAGCCUUUAUGGCCCGCGCAGGUCUUGGCCCGCGCGUUCGAAGAAAGACGCAACCUACGCAAGUUAUACUCGCGGACGGCCGCACGCAAAAGUCAAUUGACCGAUGCGUCGACGACAUUCCCGUAUACUUUGCGCCACUUGCGUGCGAGCCGGUGUCUUUUGACAUCCUCGACACCAAGUUYGACAUGAUUCUAGGCAUGUCUUGGUUGCGUAGCGCCGAUCAUCCGGUGAACUUCCAYGACCGRACCGUUCACAYYCGUGAUCGGAACGGAGUGUUAGUCCCAUGUACGGUCGCGACCCCUCACACUUCGAUUGCUUGUCACGUGGUUUCCGUUGCGAGAAUUCGCGACGCCAUUGCUCGGAAUGACGUCGAGGAGAUGGGCCUUGUAUUCUUGCAUGCUCUCCCCUCGCCGGACGGACCAGCUGCGUCACCGCCUGACUUACGCAUUCCUCACCUCUUGGACGAGUAUAGAGACGUCUUCGAGGCUCCCACCGGAACGGUUUUGGAUUGGCCCAUAAGUCACGGGAUCACUCUCGAGGCUGGCGCCGUCCCUCCGCGUGGAUGUAUCUACCGCAUGAGCGAAGAGGAACUCGAGGUGCUUCGCGCACAACUCGAUGACCUUCUCGACAAGGGUUGGAUUCGCCCUAGUUGUUCGCCUUACGAUCGGUACAAAACCGCGUUCAAGACGCAGUACGGGCAUUUUGAGUGGGUUGUCAUGCCAUUUGGCCUCACCAAUGCCCCCACGACUUUCCAAGCAGCUACGACGACUGAGUUUCGCGACUUGCUCGAUCGCAGCGUCCUCAUCUACCUCGACGACAUCUUGGUUUAUAGUAGGACGUUGGACGAGCACAUCGUACACCUUCGCAUUGUUUUGGAUCGUUUGCGACUGGCCAAGUACAAAGCGAAUCUCGACAAGUGCGAGUUCGCCAAGCAGGAGCUUGAGUACUUGGGUCACUAUGUUACGCCGAAAGGCAUUCGUCCCUUAGCGGACAAGAUCCAAGCCAUCGUGGAUUGGCCGGAACCCCGUUGCACGACGGAUGUACGCUCUUUCAUGGGUUUGGCUGGAUAUUAUCACAGAUUCGUCGAGUCAUACUCGAGAGUGGCCUCGAGAAAUCAGUCCUCGAAGGUGCCCUUCGAGUUCGACGACGCAGCCCGUAACGCGUUCACUACGUUGAAGGCAGCGAUGCAAGCCGCACCUGCCCUCCGUAUAUACGACCCCACCCUUCCCACCCAAGUGACUACGGACGCUUCGGGAUACGACAUUGGUGCGGUGUUGGAACAGUGUCACGAGGACGGUUGGCAUCCGGUCGAGUACUUCUCCCAAAAGGUGUCUCUCGUCAACACUCUCGACGACGCUAGGAAGAAAGAGCUACUCGCGUUCGUUACCGUUCUCAAACGGUGGCGCCACUUUCUUCUCGGUCGUCGGCGUUUUAAAUGGAAUACGGACAACAAUCCGUUGACCUUUUAUAAAACGCAGGAUACGGUCGAUGGAUGUAUUACAUCGACCAGUUCGACUUUGACCCGUGCCACAUUCCCGGUCCCGCCAAUCGGGCUGCAAACGCCCUCUCACGACGGCCCGAUUUUUGUGCCAUUGUGACUACGACAUUCGACCUCGAUGACGAUCUGCGGCCGCAUUUCGUUAAAGGCUACAAGUCCAAUCCGACUUACUCUCCGCUUUACGCGCCGCUUUACGCGG
Molecule: messenger RNA, 2024 nt
Organism: Chara braunii
Lineage: Eukaryota; Viridiplantae; Streptophyta; Charophyceae; Charales; Characeae
Source: the annotation of a GenBank genome assembly